GUGGGAAUGGGGAGGCCGCGGGUCUGAUGUAGGGAGACCCCAGGGAGGCCUCGGGCCUGAGAGCCCAGGGAGGCCCAGAGGGACCCCAAGGAUGCCCAGGACCCGCUUAGGGAGACCCCAGGGAAACCCCAAGGAAUACCAAGGGUGGCUCCAGGCAAGACUCCAGGGAGACCCCAGGCCUUCUGCAGAAUCACCACAGGAGACCCAGGAGGUUUCCAAGGGAAAGCCCCCAGGGAGUUGGUGGCUCUUUGGAGCAUCUCAGCUGCUCCAGCAAAUCCCACACCAAUCCCCCGGGAUCCUGCCCUGUUCCCCAUCCCAGAGCCACAGCCCAGUGCCAUGGAUGCCCUGCACGAGGCCGGGAUCCACGCCGCCGUGGCCCUGCAGGCUGGGCCGCCCUGGCUGGAGCAGUUCUGGCUCUUCCUGACGUCCCACCUGGAUCCCAAUUCCAUCUACACCGUCUGCUUCCCGCUGGCCCGCGGGCUGGACGAGCGCGUGUCCCUGAUGGUUCUCUGGAUCGCCCUGGUGGCCGAGUGGCUCAACGUGGUCCUCAAGUGGUUCCUGUUCGGGGAGCGCCCGUACUGGUGGAUCCACGAGUCGGGGCUCUCCAGCCAGGAGCAGCUCCCGCUGCGCCAGUUCCCGGUCACCUGCGAGACGGGGCCAGGGAGCCCCUCGGGCCACUGCAUGAUCCUGGGGGCGGCCCUGUGGCCAGUUGUCACCGCCCUGAGCAAGGGAGUGUCCAGGUACACCCGGAGCCGGCUGCUGAGGCUGAUCCCAUUCCUCAUCUACAUCCUCCUGCUGGUGGCCAUGGGGCUCUCCCGGAUCUUCGUCCUGGCCCACUUCCCCCAUCAGGUGGUCACCGGCUCCCUGGCAGGGAUGGCUCUGGGCUGGGGGCUGCAGCGCUGGCCCCCCAACUUCCUCAAGUGCCGGUUCUUCCUGCUGACGGCUCUGGGGCUGCUCCUGAGCGCGCUGGCCCUGCACGGGCUGGCCACAGCCGCAGGCCUGGACCUGGACUGGUCCCUCCGCCGGGCCAGCGCCCGGUGCUGGGAGCCGGCCUGGCUGCGGCCGGAGACGCGGCCCUGGGCCUCGCUGUGCCGGGUGAGCGGCAGCGCGCUGGGGCUGGCCCUGGCCGCCAGGCACCCGCUGAGCCGCCGCGCCGCCGAGGAGCUGCGGGGGCUGGAGCCGCCGCUGGGCAGCGCCGCGCUGGGGCUGCUGGCCCUGGACAUGCUGCACAAGCUGCCCAAGAGCGACGAGGCGGCCCUGUGGUACCUGAACGUGGGCGCCCGCUACACCCUGGGGCCCGUGCUGGUGGCCUCCCUCCUGCCCCAGCUCAUCCUCAUCCUCCGCCGGCUCCGGGCAGCCCCCUAAACCCCCCCCCCUCACUUUAUCGGGGAAGGGGGGGGGGAUCUGCUCCCAGUUCAUCCCCACCUGUCCCAGGCACCCCCAAAUUUGACUAGGGGGUGUCUGCUCUGUUGCCAGUUCAUUCUCACACUCUUUUUGCCCCAGGGACCCCGAUAUUGAGUAGGGGGUCCCCAUUUCUGUCCCAGUUCAUGCUCACCCUCCCUUUCCCCAGAGACCCCAAAUUGAGUGGGGGGGGGUCUCCGCUCUGUUCCCGGUUCACUCUCACUCCUUCCCCCCCCAGGCCGAGCAGUUGUCCCGGUUCAUGCUCACCCUCGCCUGCCCCAGGGACCCCCCCCUCACCCCGGGCAGGGCGUCCCAGCCCCCCGGGGCCGAGCCGGGGGUGCCCCGUGCCCAGCGGGUCUGGGGACACAGCCCAGGGACAGCCCCGGCCCGGGGGGGGACACUGAGCUGCCAGCCCCGUCCCCAGCUGUCCCCAGUUCUCCACAGCAGGGAUGGGGCCCCCCCCCGCCCCGCCGGGACCCCCCCCCAGCCCGGUGUGUGCGGGGCUGCCCCCGUUUGGAACCAAAUAAAGCUCCAGAACCGA
Molecule: messenger RNA, 1942 nt
Organism: Vidua chalybeata
Lineage: Eukaryota; Metazoa; Chordata; Aves; Passeriformes; Viduidae
Gene: G6PC3
Product: glucose-6-phosphatase catalytic subunit 3
Exons: 7
Coding region: 337-1365 (342 amino acids)
Biological process (GO): gluconeogenesis; glucose 6-phosphate metabolic process
Cellular component (GO): membrane
Molecular function (GO): glucose-6-phosphatase activity
Source: RefSeq, a predicted model, not a curated record